AUGAGCGACUUUGGGCACUUUGGCGGCUCUGAUGAAGAGUACGCAGCUGUGCGCAAACACAAUGCCGACGUGGAGGCAGAUUCGGACAGCUUCGAGAACUGGGAGAACCUGAUCAAGGCCUGCGAAGCCCUCGAAGGCGGGCUCAAUCGCAACUCCAGCCCGCAUGCCCUCGCCGCCUUUCGCGAUGCCUACGACCGAUUCCUCCUCAAAUUCCCUCUUCUGUUUGGAUACUGGAAGAAGUAUGCGGAUAUGGAGUUCAACAUUGCCGGUCCCGAGACGGCUGAGAUGGUCUACGAAAGAGGUGUAGCCACCAUCACCAACUCGGUCGACUUGUGGACAGAGUACUGCGCAUUCAAGAUGGACACAACUCACGAUCCGCAGCUCGUAAGAGAGAUUUUCGAACGCGGUGCUGCCCUGGUAGGCCUGGAUUUUCUGGCGCACCCCUUCUGGGACAAGUACAUCGAGUACGAAGAGCGCCAGGAGGCGCAGGACCGCAUCUACGCCAUCCACGCCCGCAUUAUCCGCAUCCCCAUGCACCAGUACGCGCGGUACUAUGAGCGUUUCCGCACCCUCGCCCACACAUGCCCCCUGGCCGACGUGGCGCCGGCCGACGUGGUCGACCGCUUCCGAGCCGAGGUGGACGCCGAAGCCGCGGCGCAAGGGGCCGGCGGCGCGCGGCCGGAGCUCGAGGUGGAGCGCGAUAUCCGGGCCAAGAUUGACGCCAUGUACUACGAGGUUUUUACGACAACGCAGAGCGAGGUAUCGAAGCGAUGGACGUACGAGUCAGAGAUUAAGAGGCCAUACUUCCACGUCACGGAGCUGGAGCACUCGCAACUGAGCAACUGGCGCAAGUACCUCGACUUCGAGGAGGCCGAGGGCGACUAUGCGCGCAUCGUGUGCCUGUACGAGCGGUGCCUGACGACGUGCGCCCUGUACGACGAGUACUGGUUCCGCUACGCGCGGUGGAUGGCGGCACAGCAGCCCGCCAAGACGGAGGAGGUGCGCAACAUCUACAUCCGCGCCAGCACCAUGUUCGUGCCCGUCAGCCGACCGGGCAUCCGCCUGCAGUGGGCGUACUUUGAGGAGAGCUGCGGCCGCGUCGACGUGGCCAUCGACAUCCACGGGGCCAUCCUGCUCCGCCUGCCCGACUGCACCGAGGUGGUGACGUCGUGGGCCAACCUGGAGCGCCGCCAGCGCGGGCUUGACGCCGCCGUCCAGGUCUACCGGGACCAGAUCGAGGCGCCCACCGUGGAUCUGUACACCAAGGCGGCCUUGGUGGCCGAGUGGGCGUACAUGCUCUGGCGGGCCAAGGGCUCGGCCGAGGAGGCACGUGCCCUGUUCGUCAAGAACACACAGUGGUACGCUGACAGCCGCAUCUUCUGGGAGCGCUGGUUCCGUCUCGAGCUGGAGCAGCCGCCGUCCCAGGCCGAGCACGCCACCCGCGUCAAGCACGUGUUCGACGCGCUGUGCACGCAGAGCCGUCUGUCGGCGGCUGUGAAGAAGGAGCUCAGCAAGGCGUACCUCGACUACCUUGUCCAGGACGGCGGCAAGGACGCCAUGGAGACCUUCUUGAAGGUAGACCGUGAAAUGUUUGGGUAA
Messenger RNA from Geosmithia morbida, 1599 nucleotides. Its product is annotated as pre-mRNA-processing factor 39. The record is from RefSeq and is a predicted model, not a curated record. The transcript is spliced from 4 exons. Gene Ontology annotation, molecular function: protein binding. Gene Ontology annotation, biological process: mRNA 5'-splice site recognition; RNA processing. Bases 1 to 1599 code for a protein of 532 amino acids. Gene Ontology annotation, cellular component: commitment complex; U2-type prespliceosome; U1 snRNP. Lineage: Eukaryota; Fungi; Ascomycota; Sordariomycetes; Hypocreales; Bionectriaceae.